Molecule: messenger RNA, 1169 nt
Organism: Pomacea canaliculata
Lineage: Eukaryota; Metazoa; Mollusca; Gastropoda; Architaenioglossa; Ampullariidae
Exons: 6
Coding region: 93-1169 (358 amino acids)
Source: RefSeq, a predicted model, not a curated record
AUAAGCCACGAUCGCUGAAUGUUGACUUGUUGUACUGUGAAAAGAAAGUUGGUGAACUGUUCAUACUGGUCAAGGUGUGUUGAAGCACAAGCAUGAAUCAGACUCCGAGUUCAACCGACACUGAUGGCCGGGCACCACCAAAAGUUUCUGACACUUAUGUGAGUCUCACUGAGCAACGGGCUGCUCACCUUGAUACAGGAAAAAUUCAAGAAGUGACCGACGCUGAUGUAGACAUCGACUAUCACGCCUCACCUGUCUCAGAUGCGAUGAUUGUCAUCGUUCGUGGCAACCCAUCUGAGAUCGAGGCGGCAGCAAGUCUCGUCGAUCAGAAGACUGACGAUAAGGCAAACACAGCACGAAGACAGUUGUUCUGGCUCCAGUGGGUUGAGGCCGCCUUCCCUGAUCUCGACUCACGCGCCUACUUCCUGCCUCCUGUCUACUUCAACCGCGUGCCGAUGACUAGACAGUCAGCUGCUGCUCAGGAUGUUCUGGUCGUUAGGUCAGCACCUGGACAGGCCGGUCAGUCCAGCCAACCAGUGGCGACUCCAUCUACUGCUGGACAGACCUGUCUCCCUCAGCCUCCUUGUGUGCUGGACAGUGACGUCAGAGAUGACGCAGCCAUGCAGCGGUUACUCUUCUGUCUGCAAAAUAUGACAGAACAGAAGGGAGAAGUGUUGGUUGGACUAAGUCAGCUUCAGUUCGGACAGUACCUGGGUGAACCUUGUUACGCUGCUGCUGCUGCACAUCUACCCCGUCCCUCCAACCUUCCUCCAUCUCUGCCACGGAAUUGGAAACAAGGAGACUUUGAUGUGCUGCUUAUUCACCGACAUUACGGUCUUGUCGUUUGUGAGGUGAAGGCGUUUGGUGACAACAUACAGGCACUGAGUAUGUCACAGCAGGAUAUAGACAACAAAAUCAGAAAGAAACUGAGAGACGCCGUGUCACAGCUGGACAAGGCGGAGGCCAUGUUGUCUCACCUGGUGUCCGACAUCGCUCCCGGUCUGCGCAUCACUAAGACCAUCGCUUUCCCCAACCUCACGGCUCGUCAGGUGCAACAGGCCAUCUCCGGCGACACCCGGCUAACUCAGGACCUGUGUCGAUGUCUGGGAACAGCAGACCCCGCCGACAUCGCUAGAUGGGCAGAGGAUAAUGGCAAGAUAACUGUGUAG